CUGAACGACCUUGAAUUCCACAGAGUGAUGGGCCAUAUAUCACUCACCAAGGCGCGCGACAUGGUACGGGGAGGGAAGGUAGCGGGAAUCAAGCUCGUCGACGGGUGCACGCGUGACAAGUGCGACGUCUGCGUGCGGGCCAAAAUCACACGCGCACCCAUCCCUGACGUAGCCGACGGACAGGGGGCGAAAGAUCUCGGGAUCGAAGUGAAAGCCUACGGCGACCGCUUGAAUGCCGACACCUGG
Epithele typhae is the source of this 246-nucleotide messenger RNA. RefSeq lists its product as uncharacterized. The record is from RefSeq and is a predicted model, not a curated record. The transcript has a single exon. NCBI's taxonomy places the organism in Eukaryota, Fungi, Basidiomycota, Agaricomycetes, Polyporales, Epitheliaceae. The annotation marks the transcript as partial.